This is a messenger RNA of Lactuca saligna, 2233 nucleotides long. NCBI's taxonomy places the organism in Eukaryota, Viridiplantae, Streptophyta, Magnoliopsida, Asterales, Asteraceae. The record is from the annotation of a GenBank genome assembly.
AUUUGCGGGGUCCAUGUGAUAUUCAUGGGCGGUAGAAGCUGUGUAAAAAGAGCGAUUUUGAAAACCUCAUAACGCAACGGCUAAAAAAGGCGAAGAACCCCCAAAUUUUAAAUCUCUAAGAUCCCUCCGUCAGAAUCAACGUUUAGGGCUUUCUAGAUUGCGGAUGCAGAGGAGGUGAAACAAAAUGGUAGCUGUUAAGGGUUUAAGCACAUUCAAGAGUAGGGUUUCUGGAGAACUUGAGACCAGGAAGAGUGUAAUAGGUGGAGUCAGAAGCUUCAAGGUGUAUACAGAAAAUGAAAAGGUUAAGGUUCAUAGUAGGGAUCAUGCUGCUGCUGAAACUACAAGGAAGUCUAUGCCAGUCAAAGCCGAAACCAGUCAAAUUCAAGCCACUUGUCUAAAGGGUGCUCUCAACAAAUUGGACAAGAUUCAUGUAAAAAACAUUAACUCCACUCAAGGUAAAGCAGCAAGAAAAGUGCUGGGAGAUAUCAGCAAUUCUCAGGGUAAUCUUGAAAAGAAUGAAGCUUUUAACGGCUCCAAUUCUGGAAAAGUUAAAAUGGAAAAGGUGGCAUAUUCACAACGGGCUUCAAUUGCUACAAAAUCAAGGAAUGCGAGUUCUUUAUCAGGCAAACUUUCAAUGGGAACACGUGUUGGAAGCCAAAGUGAAGCUGUUGAAGGCCGUGUUACACAGGGUAGAGUUGGCAACAAGGAUUCAAAGGUCUUUGAUGGUAAUACAAGAACAAGGCUACAAAGUAAAGAAGCUGUUGGUUAUGUUCCAAGGGAAUCUACUAGGAACUAUCGCCCACCACAAAGGAAAUCUUUUCCAGUUCUAAAGCAUGUUGAGAAGACAGAUACAUGUGACAUCAAGAAAGGAAACUUGGGAAAUAAAGCAAAGAACAAGGAUAAAUUUGGAUUCUCUGUUAAACCUAAAGUGGGGACAACAGUUGUACCACAAGUAAGCAAUGGUAGGGACCACCGUUUAAAGAAUAGAGUUAGUGAUGGAUCUAUAAAUAUGGUGUCAGAAGAUCCGUCAACAGGGAAUACGAAGAGAUUAUCUAGGAGGUCAAUGAAGCCAACAGUGAAAACUACAAUUGGCAUUCCUAAAGUGUCAAGAAGAACCACUGUUUUUACCAAACCAAUAUCUUCAACCUCUGUUUUAUCCAAGAAAAAGGAAGAAACAUCAGCAACUUGUGUUUUAUCAAAGAAAAAUGAGGAAACAUCAAAUCCAACCGCUAAUAAUGGGAAAUCUAGACGUCGAAAAUCAUACACAUCUUUGCUAAUCGAAGGAUCAAAGAUGCUAAAGGAUCUUGCCAGUGUCACAAAGGAGGAGAUUUUGCCAAGUAUAUAUGAUGAUCGCAAUCAACUUGAAGUUUCUGAAUAUGUUGAUGAGAUUUAUCAGCAUUAUUGGGUUACCGAAGCACAUCAUCAGUCACUGAAGAAUUACAUGGACAUCCAAACAGACAUCACGCCUCAAAUGCGGGGGAUUCUCAUAAAUUGGCUCAUAGAAGUACAUUUGAAGUUUGAUUUGAUGCAAGAGACGCUUUAUUUGAUGGUGACACUGUUAGACUAUUAUUUGUCCGUUGUUAAUAUUAAGAAAAACGAAAUGCAAUUAGUUGGUCUCACAUCGCUCUUGUUAGCAUCCAAAUAUGAAGAUUUUUGGCAUCCAAAGGUUAUGGAAUUAAUUAGCAUCUCAGCAGAGUUAUACACGAGAGAUCAAAUGCUCAAAAUGGAGACAACAAUUUUACAUAAACUCAACUUUCGUCUUAAUUUGCCCACCCCAUAUGUUUUCAUGCUGAGAUUUCUUAGAGCUGCUCAUGGAAGCAAAGAGUUUGAAAACCUAGCAUUCUUCCUGAUCGAGCUAUCUUUGGUGGAAUAUGAUGCUUUACAUUUCAAGCCAUCAUUGCUAUGUGCAUCAGCUAUUUAUGUUGCUAGAUGUACUCUCCAUUUGGCCCCACCAUGGACCCCACUUCUAUCCAAACAUUCUCACUAUCACGAACAUCAAAUUAGAGAUUGUGCGGAAAUGAUCUUGAGAUUUCACCAAAGUGCAAGAAAAGCCGUGCUGAAAGUUACAUUUGAUAAAUACAUGAGCGAUCAUAACUACAAAGUUGCAAGUAUCAGACCUCUCAACAGGCUUCCAUCUUCUUGAUUUUAGAACCAAUAUCUUAGUUGGAUCUCACAUCAGAGACCAUUGUUUUUUUUUUUUUUACAUUAUGGUCUGUAGUCAUGUAUCUUCUUC